Dissoconium aciculare CBS 342.82 is the source of this 825-nucleotide messenger RNA. RefSeq lists its product as uncharacterized. NCBI's taxonomy places the organism in Eukaryota, Fungi, Ascomycota, Dothideomycetes, Mycosphaerellales, Dissoconiaceae. Bases 65 to 745 code for a protein of 226 amino acids. The transcript has a single exon. The record is from RefSeq and is a predicted model, not a curated record.
AUUCGUUUUCUGCAAUUCCUCGCGUCCUGUAUUUCACGCGGCAUCGCAGUUGCCUUACCUCAUUAUGCUGUACACAUACCUCUCAGCCGCGGCGCUUCUAGCACAAGCCACGUUCGCUCUCAAUGUGCCGACCUUGAAAGUGCCGGCAUGCCCCAAAAAGGGAACCAUUACUUACAACAAGACUGUACCUGAUCUGGCCGAGUUUCCCAAGACCCAGGUCGAUAUUUGCUAUGACGAGAGCUCCAUCCAGCUCACCUUUACCGCUUACAAUGAAACCAACUUCUACUACGACCCCAGCCUGGGCCAGAAUGAAGCCAUCUACAACUACGAGGUGAUGGAAGCCUUUAUCUACCAAGGCACAAAAGAUCCCCAGACAUAUCUCGAAUACGAAAUCAACCCUGGCAAUAUCACAUAUUCCGCCUUCGUUUACAACCCCAGCAAGGUGCGCGCAUCAGGCGCCGCCUUCGACCAUUUCUACAUCAACAACACGCAAACCGACGGCUUCACCGCGGCCACUACGCUCGACCGAUACGCCAAGAAGUGGACAUCAUACGUGCAGGUCCCGCUGGGCAUCUUCAACGUCGACAAGGGCGAGGCCAAGGGUACGCAGUGGCGAAUGAACUUCUUCCGCACGGUCGUAUCGCCGAAGACUUUCCCGAACCAACUUCUCGGAUCGUGGAGCCCUCCCACAGAUGCGCCGAGCUUUCAUGAGACUCCUUACUUUGGACGCGUUACGUUUGUAUGAAUGACGAUGGUGGUGGAGGGCGGAGAGAUGUAGUGGUAGAUAUGUGCACAGAUACAUUUGACUGAAACCUACCUUUUCCA